UCUCGCGCUUGUCUGGCGGUUGCACGGCCGUUAAAACCGUUUAGACCAGCCAGCGGUUGACUAGGUAAGGCUAACGGUUAUUUUAACAUCUGUGAAAAGACGUCGACCCGCCCCGGUGACUAUUCUUCGCCAUUUCCCAUUCAUGAUGGACAGUGACCGGGGUUUUAAGUUCAAGCUUUUGGUGCCACCUAGAGUAAGCCACAGUCAGAUAAAUGCGGUCCGACCUCAAGAAAUAGCAGAGAAUCAUGGCGAUUUUCUAAAAACAAUGCAGUGGGUAAGCUCGUCAUCAAACCAGAAUAAUUCCAGCAGUGGUGAGCUGUAUUCCAAGCUGUUUGAUGAAGUAGAGAAAAUAAAGUCCUGGAAGGUCAAAGUUGACACUGACACAGUGGAGAAAGAGAGAAAACUCCAGGAUAACAAAAGAACAAUUGAAACCCAACGAAAAGCCAUUCAGGAAUUGCAGUUUGGCAAUGAAAGUCUAAGCAUAAAGCUGGAAGAACAAAUCUGUGAAAAUGAGGACCUAAGAAACAAAAACAAUGCAACAAGGAGCUUGUGCAAUAUACUCAAAGAAACGUGUCAGAGGUCUUCUGAGAAAAUGCAUUUAUUUGAAUCUGAAAGGGAAGAAACACAUCACCUCUUCAUGGAAAAUAGUGAGAGUAUUAAGAAGCUGCUUUCAGCAUUUGAAAGCCUUCAUAUUCGGGUAGAAGCCGACCAACAAGAGAUGCAGAAAGUGAAAGAGGACUUGUUGCAUUUUGAAGAUCUGAAAGAGAAAUAUCAUCAGGAGCAUUUGCUGAAAGAAAAAGAGAUGGAAGUGCUUAAGAAAAAACUUGAUGAUAAGGAAAAUGAGCUCCAAAAAGCCCUCAUAAACCUUAAUGAAGCUCAGAAGUACUGCAAAGGACUGCAAGACUCAACAAAACAACAGUUUGAACUUCUCCAAAGCUUGAAAACUGAAAAAGAAUCUCUGCUUCAAAAACUGGAUAGUGCUGAGCAACGCUGUGAAGAAAUUAAGAAAAAAGAGGAAAACACUGUAGCAGCCCUGGAGAGAAGUAAAAAGGACUAUGAAGAGAUCAUCCGAAACAAAGACCUCAACAUGCAGGACCUCAACAGAGUAAAAACCCAACAAGCAGAAAAAAUAGAGAAGAUCGAAUCAACAAUCGAUGACUUAAAGAAUUCCCUUGCUCUGGAGAUACAAAGGGCCAAAGAUCUGGAGGAUAAACUACUGACAGAGAGCUGUGAACUUGAAAGAAAAGCCAAACUUUUAGGCGAGACCAUGGAUGAAGCUGCAAGGAAAGAAGAUUUGAUCAAAACGCUUGUAGAGGAACUGGAUAUAAAGUCAAAGUCCACUGGGUUGUUGAAAAGCAAGACUGAUGCUCUGGAAGCCAGACUGGAUGAACUUGUUUCUGAGCUAUCAAGUAAAACAGAAGAAAUUGAGAAAUUGAGGAAUGACAAAGAGACGGUGUUAGCUGAAAAUAGUCUUCUUAAGGAGGUUUGUGAAAAUGCUGAAAGAGUAAAAGAAGAUUUACAGGAGAAGUCUGCUUUUACUGAGGUCAAAGUGAAGGAACUUGAGAUGCAGUUGUCUGUUGAAAUCCAGAAAAAUAAAGAAUGCGGCUUUCAGAUGGAGCAGCUGAUGGAUGACAUCUUGCAGCACAAAGUGAAAUAUGAGGAGCUGCUGUCCAGCUUUGAUAAACUACAGUCUGAGAACAAGGUAAGUGAGGAGAAGAUGGUACAACUCAAAAGAGAAGCACAAAAACUGGAAGAAGAAAACCACUGCUUAAGAGAUGAGAUAAGUACCAUUAAAACCAGAUUCCAGGGGACAUGUCAAGAAAUUGAAACUAUGCAAAAGAAAACUGAAGAAAUGUGUGAGCAUCUACAAGAAGAUAUUGCUGAAAAGGAAAAACGGAUAAAAUCUAUGGAAGCAAAGCUUCAGAAUCUCAGAAAGAAAUUGGAAAUUAAAUGUAAAGCGCAAGAAGAGUUCCAGAAAGAAAAUAAAGCGCUUAAGAAACAAAUUGCAAAAGAAACGGCUAAAUCCAAUCAUCUUGAAAUUAUGAUCAACAAGCUUCAAGCUGAAUCCAAGGACCUCAAAACAGUGAAAGAUGACAAUUAUCAGAAAAUGCUUAAAGAUCUUGAAUCAAAAUCAGUCUUAACAGCAGAGCUUGAAAAUGAGGUACAAAAGCUCAAAUUAACAACCUCAGAGGCCAUUAAGAACAAAGAAGAUGCAGAGUACAAGUGCCAGCACAAGAUUGCAGAAAUGGUAGCACUGAUGGAAAAACACAAGAGCCAGUAUGAGCGCAUGGUUGAAGAGAAGGACACAGAGCUUGAUAAGAACAAGAAGAAAGAGACAGAGGCAGUUGCUCGUGCAAAAUCACUGGAGCUGGACUUGUCAAAACAGAAGGUAGAAAUUGACCAGCUGAAGAAACAGUUGAAGACUAAAGAAACAGAGAAGGAAAAUCUAGAAAAAGAAGUAACUGGCUUGAAAAAAGCAAUUUCUACUAAAAAGGCCGUGGAGUUGUCACAAAGAAAGAACAAGCAGUCAAAUGCUUCAAACUCUGGACUACAGAUUGACACUCCUGAGGAAGGCUUGUUAAAGUCUUACACUUUUGACUUCUCCACGACUAAGAAAACCCCCUCCAACAAGAGUCCUGCAGUUCUUAGGAAAGCUGUAUCUAACACUAAAAUAACCAAGACACCAUGUGGAACAACACCAAAGACAAAGUCGUACAGAAUAAUAACACCCCCCUCUAAUAAAAAGGCGGGACUUUUGGUACAGAGCACCAUUGAACUCGACUCCAAGUCUGACAGCUCUGAUCAUAUUGAUUUGUUUACCUGCACAAAUGAACCAGCACCAAGUGAUGUUGUUGUGCAGUACAGACGUGACCUUUUGAAAAAGAUUCAGAGCCCUGUCACUCUGAGAUCACCUGGAAAUUCCCUAAAGCUGGCUGCAAUGAAACGAAUGCGAGAUGCUGGCUGGACGGCUGUUACUGGCUGCGACAAGAAGAAGAAGAAGACCAAUGAGAAAAUAUUUGCAUAAGUGUUGCCAAUACAGGUCAGAUAGAUGACUUGAUUUUGGACAGGGGUUGCUGUUUUAGGCCUUCAUACAUUGAUGGUUCAAAUGAAAUAAAUGAUCUUUUAAUUUCUAAUUACUACAAGUAAAACUAGUUCUGAACAUGCCUGGUCUUAGUAUUUAGUUGUAGUUUGGAAUUUAUAGUUCAUUGUGCUCAUAGUGUUAAUUUACUUUGAUGUAUUUGACCACAAAGUCAAGCUCUUUGUUUCAAAAAGUGCUUUGAAAAACAAAUGGCUAAAGUUAAAGCACAAAAUCUAAGUUAUGUUUAUGUAUGUCUCCGUUGAAUUUAUUUAGCUUUGCAGAUGUUUGUAGUCUUAAUGUGGUAAAACAGAAAUAUUUAGUCCCAAUUGAAAACUCUUUGAAUAUACUUAGUUUUGCCACUUAUACUUUUUUAGAAUUGUAAGGUUCAUUUAGUAAAAAACUCUUAAGAAGGUGACCUUAUGUGACCACAAAUUCACCUUCUUUUCUCUCUUAAGUUCAUUUGAAAAAAGAAGCUUGUUAUAAGGCUUUUGUUUGUAAUUUAUUUGAUUCAUUGUGCAUGAAGCUUUCCUGUUAAUUUGGUAAAAGCUGUGGUUAUGCAGUAUCUUUUGUUCAAUCAUAUUUGUAUGGUCAUUGUCAUAAGUUAAAAACAAUGGUAAUGCUAAUAAAACUAGUUAAUUA
Molecule: messenger RNA, 3718 nt
Organism: Fundulus heteroclitus (mummichog)
Lineage: Eukaryota; Metazoa; Chordata; Actinopteri; Cyprinodontiformes; Fundulidae
Gene: sycp1
Product: synaptonemal complex protein 1
Exons: 32
Coding region: 143-3025 (960 amino acids)
Biological process (GO): lateral element assembly; chiasma assembly; meiotic DNA repair synthesis
Cellular component (GO): male germ cell nucleus; transverse filament; central element
Molecular function (GO): double-stranded DNA binding
Source: RefSeq, a predicted model, not a curated record